Molecule: messenger RNA, 3684 nt
Organism: Physella acuta
Lineage: Eukaryota; Metazoa; Mollusca; Gastropoda; Physidae
Product: kelch-like protein 2
Molecular function (GO): protein binding
Source: RefSeq, a predicted model, not a curated record
UUGAUUAUUUUAUUUAUAAAAUGUUUUUCUUUCUUACUAAAAAGAAAGAUUGGAAAUAAGAAUUGACAUUCCCUGUAUCUAAUAAAUAUAAGAUUAUACUUUAAUUGAUCUUUUAAAAGUGCACCCAAUUAAUAUAAACAUACUUAUUAGUAAAUAUAGACGUACCUUCUAGAUUCUAGAUCUAGAUCUCUAGAUCUAGUUGUCACCGUACUGUUGUAGUGUAAGACGAGCUUUAGUAGUGAAAAUUCAAAAAGAUAAGGAAAAAAUUAAAAAUAAGCAAAAAGUAGAGAAAUGCCAUUCCCAAAACAUUCAGAUCAUGAGGCUUAGUCUUAUUUGCUAGAUCUAUUUAUAGUAGGCUAGCAGUAGUAUUUAGAUCUAGAGUAAUUAAUACUAAUUAUUUACCAAACUAGUAAAUUACUAAAGUAUUAGUAAAUAAUAGCCUAGGCCUACUGCCUAUAGUUAGAGUGUCUGGAUCUGUUUAUUAUCAAUGCAGUAACAAGAAAAAGUUGGUGAAAUGAGUGGUGCAGCGGAACGAUCUCCUGGAUCUGCACCACCAUCACUGUCGUAUCUUUCAUCUAAAUUCAAGAUGUCAGGUUUAGAUGUGAAACCAAAAAUUUUAUGUGGAAGGGAAAGACCAGUUUACAAACAUGCACAGCACACGCAUAAAGCAUUUGAAUCUUUGAAUGAAAUGAGGAGGAUGGGACUGCUGUGUGAUGUGUGCAUUGUGGCAGGAGAGCUGGAACUACAUUGCCAUAAAUCAGUCUUAGCCUCAUGUAGCCAAUACUUUUAUGCCAUGUUCACCAAUGAGAUGUCUGAAUCAAAGAUGAAAUACAUCAAACUACAAGAAAUCGACCCAACUGCUCUGGCAUUGCUCAUUGAUUUUGUUUACACUUCAGAAAUUCAUGUCACUGAAGAUAAUGUUCAAACACUACUACCUGCAGCCAAUAUUUUACAAAUCACGGAAGUGCGGGAUGCUUGUUGUGAAUUCCUGCAAGCUCAGCUUCAUCCAUCCAAUAGUUUAGGUAUCCGCGACUUUGCAGAUUUACACGCUUGCCAAGAUCUCUAUAACUAUGCCCAGACCUACACAGAACAACAUUUUACAGAGGUUGUGCACUAUGAUGAAUUUUUGUCCAUGGAUGUGGAGUCUGUGUGUAAGCUAAUCUCAAGUGAUAGACUGACAGUCACCUCGGAGGAGCAGGUGUAUGAAGCUGUCAUGUCCUGGGUCCACCACAACCUACCCGCCAGACAAUCCUGUGUGGAACAGCUUCUGGAGAAUGUUCGCUUGCCGCUGAUGAACCAGGAAUACAUUGUACAAAAAGUUGAAGAGGAACCUCUAGUGAAGGCAAACUCCAGGUGUAAGGAUUACCUUAUUGAAGCCAUGAAGUAUCAUUUGCUGAAAACAGAUCAAAAACCACUGUACAAAACUCCGAGGACUCAGCCUAGGAACCCUAUUGGCCUGCCUAAAGUGCUACUUGUGAUAGGGGGUCAGGCACCAAAAGCUAUUAGAAGUGUAGAGUGCUACGACUUCCAGGAGGAGAGGUGGUACCAGUUAGCUGAGAUGCCUUCACGCAGAUGUAGAUGUGGUGUGGCAGUAUUAAAUGGUCUAGUCUAUGCUGUGGGGGGAUUCAACGGCUCCCUGCGUGUCAGAAGUAUUGAUGUGUAUGACCCACUGAAAGACACCUGGAACUCAUGCCCUAGUAUGGAAGCAAGGAGAAGCACUCUGGGUGUUGCUGUGCUCAAUGGCUACAUCUACGCUGUUGGAGGAUUUGAUGGUGCUGCUGGUCUUGACUCGGCUGAAUAUUUUGAUGUUCGAGCUGGGAUGUGGAAAACUAUGGCCAGUAUGUCAACAAGAAGAAGUAGUGUGGGCGUCGGUGUUGUUGGAGGUCUGCUGUAUGCUGUUGGUGGGUAUGACGGCGCCUCCAGGCAAUGCCUUAGCUCUGUGGAGUGCUACAACCCUUUCUGUGACACCUGGUCCAUCGUGGCAGAAAUGUCUUGCAGGCGGAGUGGGGCAGGAGUGGGUGUUGUAGAUGGAAUGUUGUACGCUGUGGGGGGCCAUGAUGGACCACUGGUGAGAAAAAGUGUAGAGGCCUACAACCCUGAAACCAAUACCUGGAUAGCUGUGGCAGACAUGCAUUUGAGCAGACGUAACGCAGGUGUGGUCGCCAACUGUAAUAAGCUGUAUGUGGUGGGGGGAGACGACGGCUCCUCAAACUUGGGGUCAGUGGAGGUCUACGACCCUUCGACCAAUAAAUGGACACUGCUGCAGUCUAGCAUGAUGACUGGACGCUCUUAUGCGGGGGUCACUGUUAUAGAGCGACCCCUGAUGUAGACACAUGUGUCAGUUAUACUGCGACCCCUCUAGUAAUGUAGGGGUCACUGUUAUAGAGCGACCCCUGAUGUAGAGACAAACGUAUCCUACAAAUGGCAUUGAUUGUGCAAUUCCUGGAUAUCAAGGCUCAGCCACUCAGAUGUUUACAGGACUGACCAUACAAGCUGUACAGGAGUCUUUAGAUCAGUGGUUUGAAGUUAGCCACAAGUUGUUUAGCAUGAUAAGUUGUGAAGGAGUCUUUAGAUCAGUGGUUUAAAGUUAGCCAUAAGUUGUUUAGCAUGAGUUGUGAAGGAGUCUUUGGAUCAGUGAUUCAUAAUGAGCCUAUGUUGUAAGGCAUGACAAGUUCUACAGUAGUCUUUUUCAGAGGUUUAUAAUCAGCCAUAUGUUGUAAAGCAUGACAUAUUAAUUCAUAACUAACCAGGCACUGUCAUUGGUCUAUUUUUAGACCAGACGUAUCUGUGUCUAGUAAAUCAUGAACUGACGUAUUACAUGUAGCAGCAACUGUAGCAUACACUGUGCACUACUAACUACUAGUCUAGAUGUUUUAUUUUGUUUACAUUAGUCUAAAUAAUAACAGUAGAUGAUUAGUUAAUAAGCAGUUGCUUGAAACAGUCUUUGAACAAUGCACUACCCCUGUGUCAGCAUUGAAUAGGUUGAUGAAAUAUUGAUCAAAUAUCCCGCAUGCCCCAAGUUUAAAUGUAAACACUAGCUCACUUUCAUCUCAUUUUAACAUCAGCCAUCUUGAUGUAACCAUAGCAACCACUUCAAGCCGAAGUAGGGCCUACUUUAUUUCUAGUUUAACUAAGUUAUUGAAUGAUUUUCAUUCAAAUAAACAGAUUAUUGAUCAGUAAUAUUUGAUCUAAUUUUUCAUUGUUCUAAUGAUUUGAGUUCAUCAGACCAAGUGAUUGUUUUAUUUAUCACAUAUGUGUACGCAUGUUUUGUUUACAUGACUUUGUAUUUUACAUUUCCAUACAUUAUGGAGAUUAGAAGUUUUGACACUUUUAGCUAGUCUUUCUAAAAAAUUGAUUUUGUUGUUCAUGCUCUGCCAUACAAAAAUGUAAAUUGUAUUUUUUAAAUAUGUAAAAAUAAUUGUGGAUUUGUUGGAAUCACUGUGGGGUCCAUAUGUGAAACAAAUGUGAAUAUGACUAAAACCUGUGGGUCCAUUUUUUUUUUAAAUGUGGAUUUGGCAAUGUGGGGUCCAUUAAGUUUUUGUUGAUUUUGUUUUGAUUUGGUUGACCACCUGCGACCUACCAAAGGUCAAAUUGUGUUUCCACAUGGCAGACAAGUGUGCCAUGUUGUUUACUGGAUCUCUCUUGUUAUCUGUUUCUCUUUCAGCUGUUGUGGCAUCCAGUUAA